GGGGUUUCCUGGAGAAGUGAACCGUACGGCGUCAUGGCGGAGGCCGGUUGUCGGAAGAGCCUGGACUGAAAUGCCAGCUUUCUGCAAUCACAGCUGACCGUGGAGCACUUAACUUUGCUUUCACAUCAAACGGAAAAGGGGACUUGUUAAUUCUUUUAAGUGGGAGAGGAAGACCAGCACUCUUCAGAGUUCUCCUGAACUGAAUAGUCCGGGGCUGCUCUCCCUGACUGGGGGGGAUAGCUAGCUGGCUAGCGUACGGUAGCGUUGGCUAUCAGCGGCUGCUAGCCCUGUGGUGAAAUAAAAGAAGAAAGAAGCCCCGGGGACGUGGAUUGAGACAUUAUUUUCACUGGAAUUGACCAGGUAAAAUAAACGACGAAGUUACUUAUUCGGUAGUUCGGCUGGAAAGGAAGCUAACGCGGCGUGUUGAUGCGGUAAAAGCCGCGAGAAGUGAGCGGCGAAUGAAAACAAGAUGGAAGAGGGUGAAGUUAGGUUAGCUCAUUUGUGUUUGUGGCUUUAGUAAUGAAUAAUAAACACGUUAGCCCUCCUUGUGUGGUCCACUGCCUAUAUAGAUAUUUGCAUUGUAAAAUACUAUCUCCGUCUUAACGCUAAGUAUGAGCUAAAGCGGGAGAGCUAAUGGUGUAGCUGCGCAGAGCUAACAGAAAGUAGCGUAAAGUUUUGUCAUUUUGUUAGCGCUCGUGCUAGCCUCGUGCUUCAGAGCGUGAGCUAACCCAGCUCUCUCCCUGACAACCCGGACCAUCACUUCAUGUUUGUUCAGCCCACGUUACUAUUCAGUCACUUAGAGCAACUCCAUGUCCCAACUGACACAUAUCGGUACCGAAAAUACGUUGUAGUCAUUUCGAAAAUGCAUCCGUUUUUGUUUUUUAAGUACUGUAAUUUUCAAACAGAAUAGCAAAAUACUAGCAUAACACAUACGAGCUAGCAAACAGUUAAAUGCUAUUACGUUUCGUAAGAGAGGAGUAUUUAAACGGCUGGCAAAAAGAGUGCUGCCGGUACUGAUGUAGAAAUGAAUAUGAGGGAGUUUUGGUUUACGAAACACCGUCUGGCGGGUUGGAUGUGGCUGAAUACAUUACAGCUAACGUACCCCGCCAACUGCUAAUGUUGGCGUCAUUAGCCGGUGUUCUGUCGAAAAGUAUUGCCCAACGAAACGCAGACGUGCGCAUGCGUACAUUCGGGGUCCCGAGUUCUUGACACUUCGACCACAAAUGAAUGCUCCUGUCUAUCCAGAACGUGUCUCCUAUUAUCUCACAUCUAGGUUUUCCCAAAGAAAGUUUCGAAAUGUGCACAAAUUGGACUAUAGAUCAAACGGAGCAAGUGGUGCCCCUUAAACUGUCUACACAUUAGAGAAGCAAUUGAUAGUAAGUCUACUAGUAUAACAAUACGCUUCUUCUGAAAACCUACUCAAGGAUGUCGUACUAUGAUGUCUUCUAAUGUCACCAAACUCUUUGUGUAAAUUAAGAAUGUAGCUGUAUAUUAGUAAGUGAUUAUAACUUGGCAGGGUUCCUAAACAGGGGCUAUUGAUCGGGUCGGCUCUCGGUUGCAUUUUUCGACGGAACACCGGGGUUAGCUACUUAGCUACAAGCUAAAUUUUAGCCCCAACGAAGCUAAAAUGACACCAAGUUUGAGUGGAGAGCGAUGACUACAGUCAGUUUUGGGCCCUUACCGAGGCUAAGUAAGCUCUUAUUUUUGUACCACCAGCAGAGAUUUAGAGAAAUAAGAAAAAACACGACGUGAUCCACAGGCCUGUUAGGCCUCUGAACUGAGGGAACAAAUACAGCCGAAGUUAUUGAGAGCCUAAGCCAUCCACACUGACUCAGUCUGUGCUCCGGUGUUUUACCUGGGGAAUCAGUCAAAUGUUUGUAUGUUUGUUAAUGUGCAGACAUCUGUUCUUUUGAGAGAAAAUUUACCAUAAGUAUUGACAACAAUGCGGCACCAAAUUUACAAACAUACCCCAGAGGUGAGAAAGAAACAAAAAUACAGAUAGUAAGAAAUUAAGUGAAACUCAUAAUAAUGUAAUCAGUUGUGUGAAAAAUGGUGAUCUUUACAUUUAUGAGUAAUAUUAAAGCUUUGAGGGAUAUAUAUUUACUUUUUCCUACAUAUCUUUUGGGGAAAAAAUCAAAGAGAUUUUGUGUUGCAAACUAUCCCUAUUAAAUAUGAAACUCGCAGUGUAAAAUAAAGACAUUAACAGGGAUGUUUUAACGGUCCAACAUGCGUAUUUUACGACAGCUAAGGUAAAUGAUCUGGUGUGGUAAAAUAAGGGAGACUGGGAUUGGGACAUCCAUACUCUGGAAUACAUACUCCACACUUUACCACCAAACAUUUUGGAUCACUUUUAACUACGGGUGGAUUGUGUGUCAAACAGUGACGAAUGUCUUUGUUAGAGGUGAGCCCUCACCUUUCACAAUGAGGUGAAAGAUAAAGUGCUAAAAAAUAAUGAUAUCAAGAAAAAAACUGCCCUGUGAGUGCUUUGAAAGUUGCUAGAUAGUGUUGACAUCUGAAUACAUAACACAUUUCUCAUGUUGUGAGUAUGUUUUAAUAAAUAUUGCUUGAAGAUGAUGGGAAAGAGCCAAAACAACUUGGGUUUAUCUGUAAUACGCAGUGUCUCCUGCUGUACCCCUCCUUUUUGAAGUAACUCUUGGAGCUUCUUUUUAGUUUUUAUUUUGAUUUGUUUUUAUCUGGUCAAACUAACCUUUGAUACUGUAAUUGUUUAAUUAAUAUUUUUUAAAUUGUCUCCACUUGCAGGUUAGCCACGUUGACGAUAAAACAGCAGGUUUGUCCGGGGGAAGUCUGUAUUUGUGGACUUCAACAUGGCAGGACGCAGUGAGGAUGAAAGUGUGAGCAACAGCAGUGGUGAAUCAAGGUAAGUCACCUGGUCAUUGCUUGAAAAAAAAGACAUGGAGCAGUUUCAUAAUCUGUUGAAACUUCUGGGGGUCAUUUGCAGAGAUACUUACAAAAAAUAAAUCAGUUAUUGUUCGUAGAUGCUUAACUUGAUGCAGUACGGUGAAGCAGAAAACUCUGGCACUUUCUGACAGUGACAUAAGUGUCAGGGACAGAGCAAUCUCAAGCUUUUUGAUAUUAAAAUUUGGGAUUUUCAAAGACAUACAACAGACAUACUGUUUAUUACAACAAAAAUCAUUUCUGAUAGGCUAAACCAUUGAAAUGUAAGCUGAUGUUAGAUUGUGUUGUGAUAAAGCCUGCGCAUACAUACAGUGUUAUCCCCUUUCUUUAAGGGUAUUUCUACACAAAGCUUUCUCAAUGAAUUGAACUAUGGUGUUGCACUUUGUUGAAGGACAUGUUGAUCUUCUUUGUACAGGGGGUAAAGUAGUACACACACAUUUUAAAUGAGUAAAUGGUAUAUUUCUGGAUUUCUAAUCAACUAAUGUGUUUUUUGUGUGUGUGUAUGUGUAUUUGUUUUCUCCUUGAACUUAACAGUAAUUCUGACGAUGAAUCCGGUUCUGGAUCGGGGUCAGGGUCAGGGUCCGGCUCAGGCUCCAGUUCCAGCUCCUCCAGCAGCAGCAGCCAAUCAGGGAGCAGUGACUCAGGUAGUGGCUCAGACUCCGGCAGCCAGUCAGACUCUGACAAUGAGAAAUCCAAGGAGAAGAUCGAACCGCCAAAUAAGUCAAAUAUCGACGGAGCAGAGGUGAGAACAUGAUCAUUUUGGUUAGGGGUGCACAAUAUAUCAAAGCUGUAUCUUUAUUGCAAUUAGAGCAUUUGCAAUAAAAACUAUUGCAAUAAAUGAGAAAAAUCAAGACUUUCUCAUUAAGCGUGCUGCUUCCUGUUUUCUUUGGCGAUGUGGUCACUGAUCGACACAUUUUCUGAGCUGUAAAUCAAGCAGAUCUGGAAAAUCAUGACAUACCUUACCAAGAACUCAGAUGUUUUGACCUUUUACCCAGUUUGACACAUUUGCAGAGUCCUGCUGGUGGCACAAAGUCUCUUUGGGUGUUAAAACUGCGUGAUCAACUCUUUGUCAUGUGAAAGCUUAUUAAACAUGUUCACAGAUUUUUGGGCUAAUCUUCCGCUGUGCUCAUUCUUUGCAGUUCUGGAAGUCCAACCCAAGUAUCCUCGCAGUGCAAAGAUCUGCUAUGCUCAGGAAACAGCAGCUUCAGCAGCAGCAACAGCAGCAGCAGCAGAGACAAAGCUCCUCCAACAGUGGAUCAGAUGAUGUUCGUUUCUGUCUGAUUUCAGAACAACCUUCUCCGGAGAGUAAUGCAAAUUCCUUCUCAGCAUUUUCUCUUUUGUUAUCUUUUCCAGGACUCAUCGAGCAGCGAUGAAUCAGACUCAUCGAGCGGAUCCAAAAGGAGAAGGAAUUCAGGUUCCUCUGACUCUGGAUCGGGUUCUGGAUCUGGGAGUGGGUCCGGAUCAGACUCAUCAGCAGAGGAAAACAGUGACGAGACAGCCUCAGACUAUGAGCCCAGUCACAAAAUCAAAAGCAAAAAACCUCCGACUAAGUAAGUGAACCAAAGAGUCUUUUCCUGCCAUCUCUAAUGAUUGAUUUUAUGAUAGUGCAGCAGCUGAUGUAGCUUUAAAAUUUCUCUCAAGAAAAUGUGUGUUUCCAAGAGUUUCUUUUAAAUGAAUUGUAAGUCUUUUAAACUGUUAAUCAUGUACUAUUUGCUUUUUGUGAUUUAUGUAUCCAUUAAUUUUCACACAGUCUGUGUUAAUAUUAACACAGAAAUGAAGUGAAAGUGACCUCAUAAGACAAAUUACUUUUUCAGCUUUAAUUGGAGCGUUUCCCAGCCGAUAUGUAAUCUGUUAUGUAGGAGAACAAGCUUUAAAAUAUUGCAGUGUGCAUUGCUACUUAAAAAGGUUGCAGAUUAAGGCAUAUUAAGUUGCAACUAGCUGGUUGAACAAUGCAGCUUGCAUCUUGGCUUUUUGCUGCAGGAAGGGACUUCAGGGUCUAACCCCACGCAUGCAUAAAUUCUUAACCUUUUUUUUUUUGGUUGUUUCAGGAUGAAUUUCCGAAAUGGAAAGAAAAGCAGUAAUCAAAAGAAGAAAACCCAGAAGUGCUCUUCCUCGGAUGAUGAGGAGGAGAACUACAAGAAGGUGGCAUCUGCGGGGCCACGGCGGCAGGCCACUGUCAAUGUCAGCUACAAGGAGGAUGAGGAGCUGAAGACGGACUCAGAUGACCUGGUGGAAGUUUUGGGUGAAGACGUACCGCAGCCUGAGGAGGACGAGUUUGAAACACUGGAGAGAGUGAUGGACAGCAGGAUAGGACGGAAAAAAGGUGAGGAUGCUGAGAUUCAACCUGUCACAAAUCAAACUGCUCAUGUAAAGACGAGUUCACCUGAGUGUGGAUUGUUUAACUCAAUGUUUCUCUUAUUUUCUCCAAACAGCAACCGGAAGUAUAACUACUGUAUACGCUGUAGAGGCAGAUGGUGACCCAAACACCAACUUUGACCCCAGUAAAGAGGCCGGUGAUGUCCAGUAUUUAAUUAAGUGGAAGAAUUGGGCUCAUAUUCACAACACCUGGGAGACAGAGGAGACGCUCAAGUUACAGAAUGUGAAGGGCAUGAAGAAACUGGAUAAUUUCAAGAAGAAGGACCAGGAGAAAAAGAAAUGGUGAGUGAUUGGUUAUCAAAAUACUUGAGUUUUCUGACUGUUUGGAAACUUCUUAGAGUUUUAGGGACACAGAAAAAACUGACAACAAAGCAGCCGGAAAGAUGAUGUAGACAAAUAUAUUUGUGUCGGGAUAUCUUGAAACAUCUGUGGACAGCUGUCCUCACCCACACUGUAGUCUUGAAGAAAUUUUUCCAUUUACAUAAAAAUUACAUCAUAAAAAUUCUGUGAUGAUACUGGCUUUGCAAUGUCUGAUAAAUCCUGCCAUGUCUGUUAUUUAUAGCCCUGCAAUAUCCUGUAGUGUUCUACAGCCUGAGCUUUAUGGCGUGCCUUGCCUUCUAUAUGUUGUAUCAAGUAUAUUAAUAACUAUGCACAUGGUGCAGCCGAAUUCCAACACAAAGCUGCACCACGAGACCUUCUCUGUGCCAGCAAACAGUGACACUUUUUUGGAGGGCAGGGAUUAGCUGAAGGCAGAAUAAUCCUCGACAUGUUAACCAGAAUCAGCCAGCAAGUUGUUCUUGGCUUCUUUUCAAGUCUCUCUGAGUAUGUGUCACUUAGGAAUGCAGGAUAGUAUAGGUAAAGUAUCAGUGGCAGCAGGACAUACAUGUAAAGUUAAUUAUUGGUCUCGGCAGAUAUAAACAUUUCGAACUAUAUAAUUACCAGUUAAACAAGUGAUACAAAAUCUGCUCCUCAUGACAGCUUACGCAUGCCAUCGUGUAUGGCAUAAAUACAUUACAUACAUGACUGCAUGUAAGAAUUUUGAGAUGUCGUAACCAAACCGCAGACGCAUUACCAACUGUCUUUAAAUGUAGAGAAUGCAUUGAUCAUUUAUAGUACAGUCAGAUAUGUCUGUUCCUCGAACAAGUGGAUUUCCACAGCAAGAGUGACUGCUUAUUUCUGUUAGAGACUUGGUGUUCUUACAAUGGUGUGCAGAUAUUAGGGCUUUCAAAAAAAUCAGCUAUGAGCAAAUAGCAAACAUCUUCAGUGGUGCCUCCGCCUCACGUGCGUGGCAAGCCGUCAGGUGAGCCUGCAAAUAUGUUGUUACUGAUAUCAGACAGCUUCUUUGUACAAAGUAAACAUACAGCCCAGUCUCUGUCUUUUAUUUUUCCUUCUAGGGUGUAGAUCCCAGAAUACUUCCACACAGCACUUCUCAGAUGUUUCAGUGUUGGCUUGUCCACUCAGUGAAGCUUUACUUGACCAUGUCUUCCAUUCUUGUAGAAUAACGUCACUGUAUUAGUUUACUGAGGUCAAGCAUGCAUAGAUUGGCUGGGUUACCGUGACAGUGCCCUCAGCAACUUCAAGUGACCUGAUGCGCUGGUAUACUGUAUUAUUAUGAAUUCAAAUUUCUGAUAAUGAACUUUUACGCCAAAGUACUUAAGGUUCAAACUUUGAAUAUAAAGUGACAGCCUGAGCAUGUAUUGGUAUCAGUUUCAGCUAAUCUGAGUUUGAAAAUAUCAAUGUAUCAUAUUUUGGCAAGAAGUCGAUAUUUUCCAACCCCAACGUGACAGACUGAGGCAGACUGGUUAACUAGUACACUACCGCUUUGCACGGGAAUGAUUGACAGGACUGCCAAAAGUGGAAUUGAGAAAUUUACUCUAGCCUCAUGAAAAACCCAAGCAUAUAUAGUAUAGAGACAAACUGAGAGCAUAUAAGUUUUUCUUUUUUAUGUCUUUGAAUUUGCGGUCGAUUAGUGUGGUAGUCAUACAAAGGAGAAUGGCGAAUAAAAAGCUCUCAUCAUUUAAAAAAAAAGAAACAACCUUUAUCCAGCCAAAUUAUAUAAUAGUUUUGAUACUUCAUGACCUUAUGUGGGACUGAACAACACAGUAAGACGACAUCUCAAGAAUACCUUAUCACCUUUUACCCUGCAGUGGUGAUUGUUUUCCUCCAGUUUUGCUUUUUUCUGCCAACAACUAAUAUCACAACAUCACUGGCUAGAAGUCCUGCAGAUAUCACAAUGUCCACAUGUAUUGACAGAUAAACUCACACACAAUUAAAGACAGUGAUGAGAGGCAUAUAAGGGUCUAUAUAAAUGAUCAGCAGAGGGUAAUGGCAGAGUCUACAGUCAGUUGGUCUGUUAGUACUGAAACAACUAAAAACACCACUGUAGACUGAGCUGAGUUAGACAUAGAUAGCUUGUAGGGUGGCAAUGACAGACAAUGUUAGAUGCAGCUACUCAGCUGAAGCUGAAACUGCGUGUUUUUGAACACGAUGUAAGUCCUGGUGGAGGUACAGAGUUUAAAUGUAUUUCAUAUAUGACUGAAUCUCAUAAUCAGGUGCAGCGUACAGUCCAGAUUUCACAUUAGUUUAGCAGGAUCAUUAUGUUUUCGUAGAGAUGUUAUCAUAACAUUUAUGAAGGAUUUUUAAUAGUCUACUUUCUGAUAUUUAAGUUACAUUUGAAAUUUCCCCAACAACUCUUUAAAAAUGUUGGGUUUUCAUGCAUCAGGCAAGUGUUUCAGGAGUGUUUCUUACUUUCUAAAAUUUUCCUUCCCCAGGUUAAAGGCAGCUUCACCGGAGGAUAUUGAGUAUUUCAACUGUCAGGAAGAACUGAUGGACGACCUGCACUCUCAGUACCAGCUUGUAGAGAGAAUAAUUGGUGAGUUUUGAUGCUGCAUUAAAGCAUUAAAUACAGUAUAGGCAGUAUGAAGAGUUUGUGUGACUGAACGCUUCUCUCUGAUUUCUCUUUGAACAGGACAUUCAAACCAGAAGUCAGUGGCUGGUUACCCAGAUUACCUGUGUAAGUGGCAGGGCUUACCCUAUUCAGAGUGCAGCUGGGAGGACGGAGCUCUGAUUGCCAAAAAGUUCCAGAAAUGCAUCGACGACUACAUGUGCAGAAAUCAGUCUAAGACCAUUCCAUUCAGAGACUGCAAGGUAAAUAAAGCCAGGGUUCAAACUGUCAGCAGAUAGUCAGUGUUCAUGGCUGAAUGGUGAGAUAUCUGCUUCCAGUUUGAUUCUGAGAUCGACCACAGAGUUUUAAAUCACAGUUCUGAAAGAGAAUUGUCCUGAUUCAGUGCCGUGGUGGUUUUUUAAAUGUAUGUAGCAAAAACCAGUGAAACCAAAAGUUAGAGUUUUACAAAAAAAAGUUUAACUAUAAGUAGCAAAACAAACAAUCAACAUUUUGAUCAAAAAUGGAUCAGAUUCUUGAAACGUAAGCAAAAGGUUUUAGCCCUUAAAGGUGUUGAUUACCGUCUGGUGACUAAUUGCAGGACCUCAAGACUUUGACAGAUCAGCUGUUGGCCACUUAAAGUCACGUGUCUGCCAUGACUUCACUCACUGCAGUGCAGGAAGGAGUGGUGUUGAUGUUGGGGUGCUCUGCAUUUUAACUGAAUAUUGCACUCAAGGUGUAUUUGGAGGCCGUCAAACCGAAACUAACAUAACAGAGUUAGCCUGUUUGAACACAAAUGUGCCUCGGUCAAAUGAGGUGAGUCACCUCUAGGGCACUCACAAUCAGAGGUAUGUAGAGAAACCAGUCAAGACAAGUCCAGUAAGCUGUAUAUGUAUAACACAAUUUUGAAAUUAUCAAUGCUGAUCAGAGCGCUUUGCACAAGAAACGGUAGCAACAAUUAACGACACAUCAGACUUUUUGAGCAAUUAAACAAGUACAGGUAAUGAUGAGGGGAAGGCUGGAAGAAGCAGUAGAUCGUCAAGAAUGAUUUAAAACAUUUAAUCAAUAGUUUGGUUUAAAAGCUUUUAAUGACAGAAUAUCUUCCUGUUCUUGUACUUCUGUGUCUCUUUUGUACAAACCAAAUGUUAUUUCAAUGAAGUGAACUUUCACCCUGCAGCCGACCUGUCUCCCUCUCUCACUCCGUAACAAAACUCAGUCAUCCAACCAACAAACCUGCAACCCGCUGAGGGGUUGAACGCAUCCCUCAUGAGCUCCCGUUUCUUUCUUGUAGGUGCUGAAGCAGAGACCGAGGUUUGUACCCAUGAAGAAGCAGCCAUCUUACAUCGGAGGAGACGGACUGGAGCUCCGAGACUAUCAGCUGGACAGUUUAAACUGGAUGGCUCACUCCUGGUGCAAGUAAGAGCCCGGCAGUCCUAAAAUCUUCCCCUCUCAUCUUCUACAAGUCCUGACACCUUAUAAUCAAAUGCAUUACAUCUGUUGGUGACAAUCUAACCCACCUCUCCUCCCACAGAGGUAACAGUUGCAUCCUCGCUGAUGAGAUGGGUUUGGGAAAGACCAUCCAGACCAUCUGCUUCCUGAAUUACAUGUUCAAUGAUCACCAGCUGUAUGGACCCUUCCUGCUGGUUGUACCUCUGUCCACACUCACCUCUUGGCAAAGAGAGAUCCAGCUGUGGGCCCCUCAGAUGAACGUUGUCGUUUAUCUUGGAGACAUCAGCAGCAGGAACAUGGUACAGUGGCUUAGAUGCAGGUUUUACACCAAAAAGAAAAUGCAUUUCUACUUUAUGUUAAAGUCACGUCUGUAAUCAAAAGAUGUGCCGGAUGGAUACAAGUGUAAAGAACUUCAUUUGUUUGUGUUGACCUUUUAAAUUUUGUGUUUCCUGUCAACAGAUCAGGACAUAUGAGUGGAUGCACGCCCAUAACAAGAGACUGAAAUUUAACAUUCUCCUCACAACAUAUGAGAUCCUCCUGAAAGACAAGGUCAGUAGCUGCUUCACUUCAUUAUGGAUAAAUAUGUGCAACAAAUCUGAAGUGGUGAAAAUGCUGUAAUUUUAGUUGAUGAAAAAGCAUUAAUGAAUUUUCAUCUGCAGUCGUUUCUAGGAAAUGUUAGCUGGGCUUUCAUUGGUGUGGACGAGGCGCACAGGCUAAAGAACGACGACUCCCUCCUCUACAAGACCAUGAUCGACUUCAAGUCCAACCACAGGCUGCUGAUCACAGGAACGCCUCUGCAGAACUCUCUGAAAGAGCUCUGGUCCCUGCUGCACUUCAUCAUGCCUGAAAAGUAGGUCAUCAACUGGUACAUAUAAAGACUGACUUCUGCAGAGAUGUAGAAGUCCUCUCUGGUGUACUCAUUUCUGUGAUCAUUCAAAUAAAGUUACGUAUAAGUUGCGGGAAAAGCUGUCAGCUGAUAAAGAUUACAAUAGGAGAUACAUAGGAGGAAACCAGAUUAUCAUUGUAUAAUGAUGCAGAAAAAUCACUGUUUCAGGACAUCUGAAGGCUGAAAUCUGAUGAUAUUAUGAUCAUAUAUCUGUAUUAAAGCUGUCUCACCGGUAUAAAUAAUAACUGUCUUUCUGAAAAAUGAAAUGUAUAUUCAGCAUCCCGCUGUGAGAUGAUUUAACACUUUUAAAAGCUGACAUUCAAAGAUUUAUCAUGAAUUCAAAAACAGCAAUACACUUUCUGUCUCUGAGCCAUUAAUCAAAGAUUUAUACCGUUAACAGAUCUUCUAAUUUUAUUUAGAUCUGAAACUUAGAAUCUGCAGGAAGUAUCUUAUAAUUUAAGAUUGAAAGGUUGUUUUACCACGCUGGGAAUCAGGCAAAGUAACGACAAGACAGGGGAGAAAAUAUCAAAACAAAAGCAGGACAUACAGUUGUUUUUUAGGAAAUGUCCUCUGCAAAAAAAUUUCAGUCAAAUGUGGUUAAAUUAUAAAUUUGAACAUUAACAGAGGCAGAUGAUGACAUAUAGGGUUACUGUAUUUAUUAGAAAACUUUAUGAAGUCAUGUUGCUCCACUAAUGUCUUGAUCGUUUGUGAUCUUUUAAUUUUAAGUUUUAGGUGUGUCACAGAAAUUAAUCACAUGCUGCAUCAUGAUUUUGUUAUUAAUAAAUCUUUUACCAUUUUUGUUCGUGCACAAAAUCUAACGAAGUAUUUCAGUCAUACAAAACUGCUUAUUUACUGUGAAAGGACAACAAAAUCUGCAUUGCCAAUAUAACUGGAACUAUUUAAAAUAUAACUUAAUCUCAUGUGAAGUGAUUUGAAGGAGAUGAAUAUUAUCUGCUUAAUGUCAUUGAAUAUAUAUAUAAUGUUGUCUUUUUGACUUACUUUGACGUGCUUGACUUACUGAAGCUUACAUGACAAACACGCCUUUCUCAGAGAAAAUGUUGAGUCUUACUUGUAUUUUACUACAGAUCUCUUCAUCCCUGCUGACGUGUGUCCCUUUUUUAAGGUUUCACUCCUGGGAGAUAUUUGAGGAGGAGCACGGUAAAGGCAGAGACUCGGGCUACACCAGUCUGCACAAGGAGCUGGAACCUUUUCUGUUGCGCCGAGUGAAAAAAGACGUGGAGAAAUCACUUCCUGCCAAAGUGGAGCAGAUCCUCCGAGUAGAGAUGAGCGCUAUCCAGAAACAGUAUUACAAGUAAGACUGUUACGCCACCUUAAAUUGAAGAUAACUUUAAGACAUUUGUGGCCUUAUCAUCAUAGAACUCAAAAAUGUAUCCCCUAAAGCUUGAAAUACUGUUAAAACCAUCAAUAAUUUACCUUUUUUUUCACCUGAAAGUGGUCCUUUAAAACUCGCCUGUUUAAGAGUGUCCUGACAGUACUGUUCACCUGUGUUUGUUCAGAUGGAUCCUGACCAGAAACUACAAAGCUCUGAGUAAAGGUACUAAAGGCAGCACAUCAGGCUUUCUGAACAUCAUGAUGGAGCUGAAGAAAUGCUGUAACCACUGUUACCUGAUCAAGCCUCCAGAGGACAACGAGUUCCUCAACAGAGCCGAAGCCUUACAAGUGAGUUAAUUUUUGUGAGGUGUUCAAGGGCAGUUGGGUAAAAAGAGAAUUCGGCUAAAGUAGAUGGUACAUUAUCAUGAUGUGUUCGAAUGUCACAUCAAGAAAAAGACUAAAUGAAUUUGGUGAAAAAUCUAUAAAAAUACUAUUUUACUAUUUGUCCUUGUGAAGGCAGCUAUUGAGUCAUUAUUUCUGACAGUUUCUAUCUGUUUUCUCCAACAGCAACUGAUCCGCAGCAGCGGGAAGCUGGUUCUGUUAGACAAACUGUUGGUGCGUUUAAAGGAGCGAGGACACCGAGUGUUAAUCUUCUCCCAGAUGGUACGAAUGCUGGAUAUCCUGGCUGAUUACCUGAGGAGUCGGCAGUUCCUCUUUCAGGUACGUACUCACUUCACUCGUGGUCAUCAGGCAUUCUGUAUGAAAGCUAACUCAGACGUGCUGUUAAUAGAAAACGGUCCGUAUGAAUGUUGUAAAACUGAUUUUAAAUGUUGUGAAUUUCUCCAGAGAUUAGACGGCUCCAUCAAAGGAGAGAUGAGGAAGCAGGCGUUGGAUCAUUUCAAUGCAGAGGGCUCAGAGGUGAGUUAAACGCCCUGACUUCUCUGAAUGCAGCUUCAUUUGGAUAAACAAAGACAUGUACUGGAGUCUUCUUUUAUGCUCUUAGGAUUUCUGCUUCCUGUUAUCGACUCGUGCUGGUGGUCUGGGAAUCAACCUGGCCUCGGCUGACACGGUCGUCAUCUUUGACUCAGACUGGAACCCUCAGAACGACCUGCAGGCUCAGGCCAGAGCGCACAGGAUCGGACAGAAGAGACAGGUGAGAAACCUUUAUCUUAAGACCAGUGAUCUAGUUCUUUGUUGGAUGAAAACCUCGUCUUUCAUGUUUUGAAAGCAGCAUUUAAAGCUUUUUCAUCAACUCAUAUAAAUGAAAUGGAAGCAAAACAAGCAGAAAACUUUUAUUUAUAUGGAGGCCUUUUUUUUCAGAAAGCUAUUCUAUAGCAUUACUUUUUUAUGCUCAAACAUGUUUGAGGCGUUUUACUGCCACUGCGGAUGCAAAUUUUUUCUACCUGGUGCCACAAGAUCGCACAAGGGGCAAGUUAGACAAGAUUUCUUUUGAAGGCGGUAAGCUGUUGCACUAGAGCAGAGCACUGUUUUCCAGUGUAACACAGUGUGAAGAUACUGCAAAACUGCCUGAUAAGAAAUAAAGUUUCCUGCAGAGAAUAUCCUGCUUGUUUAUGCUGCAGGCGAGGGCGUCCUUACCCACUGAACAGUUGUGUCUGAAAUAAUACACAGAGCUUUCCAUGCACUCCAACCUGCAGAGCGUUUUAGACAGCUGUCUGUCUCUGUUCGUCUGUUAGUUAGUCUUUUACAGACACCCUGGGUGUAUUUCACACAUUGACAGGCCUCAUUGUUAUACAGAGCAACAUCUGAUCAAAUGUCUGUUUUUAUUUCACAUCUUCACCUCCAUCCAUAUUCACGCUGACUCUGUCUAUCACUGUCGCAGUCCUUGUUUACAUGCCUCUGUUAGGGUGCAGUACAUUUUGAUUAUUGAUGUAAUAAAUUUGGAUGUGUUGAUAUUCAGAAAACUCGUCUUCUUGUGAGCUCUUGUUGGGCUCCUUUUGCACAUCUCUUCUGUAAGGCGGAGACGUCAUAUAUCCAACACCACUACUUAACAGAAAGUAAAAAUACUUUGUCACAUAGUUGAACAUGACAUUCAACCAAAAGCUGUUGUAAAUAUUUCUCCAUUGUUAAAUGUCGAAGAGCAUCUCGGCAACAGGUGUGAAGGAGGCCAGGAUGGUGGUUGUGACAUGGCUUUUUUCCAUCCAGUGUACUUUCUCUAUAUAAUUUCUGAUGGUUCGAUGGUGCUGUGUCAUCCCCUGUAUGUUUUCUUGAGCUGACCAGCUCUCAUCAGAUUAUUGAAUUAAUGCAGUCUCUUAGGUUUCAUAUAUCCAGACAUAUUUUGGUGCCUGUAAACACAUCAGCCAAAACUUGUCAGUGUGCAGGAGCUCCUUUAUACUCUCCUGCUGACAGGCAUAAAUCUUUUAAGUAGUUUGAUGUAAUGCAUUUCAAAUUGUACCACAGAAAAUGAACAUUUGGCUUCUCCUUAUCCUUUUCCUCUCCCUGUUUCAGUUAUUACCUCGUUGACCUGAUGAAUGUUGAGGUUAAAAGGUUAAUGUUCAGAGUAAACAAAUGAUGGUUAUUAACAGUGUUUCUAAUCCUUCAGGUGAAUAUCUACCGUCUUGUGACAAAGGGCUCAGUGGAGGAGGACAUCAUCGAGAGAGCAAAGAAGAAGAUGGUGCUGGACCACCUCGUUAUUCAGAGGAUGGACACUACAGGAAAAACUGUCCUGCACACUGGUGCUGCCCCCUCCAGGCAAGAAAUAAGAAACACGUUCAGCCGUUUUCUGCUGAUUCUCUCCUUUCUGCCUUCCUUUUUCAGCCAAACUUUUUUAUGUUUGUUGAUAAAUCAGUUGCUGUUAAUUUUUGAAAAGGCUUUGUAUUCCUUAUAAAGUUGUUAUUCUGUUCUUUCAAAAACAGUUCAGCGCCGUUCAACAAAGAGGAGCUGUCGGCCAUCCUGAAAUUUGGUGCUGAGGAGCUUUUCAAAGAGCAGGAGGGAGAGGAGCAGGAGCCUCAGGUACGCACUGAAACUCAGAACCUGUUGUUUUAUAUUGAUAUAGGAAAUGCUUUAGAGUUGUUUUUCAUGAUUUGCUCUGUUCUGUAGGAAAUGGACAUUGACGAGAUCCUCAAGAGAGCAGAGACGAGAGAAAACGACCCCGGACCAUCCACAGUGGGAGAGGAGCUUCUGUCUCAGUUUAAGGUAAAAAAAUAUAUAUAAAAAUAAAUCUUUACUAAUACUAACAUAUUUCUGUGUGAUUUAUAAAAAAAAAUGAGAGACCCUUAAAGCCCUACAGUGUAAAGUCAACAAACAAAGAAACAGAGUCCAUACAACUGCACUCCUGUUAUAUGACAAAACACAAAUGGAGGCAGCUGGGGCAAAAACCCUGAAGGGAGGGGCUGUGAACGGCACCAAAUUUAAAAAAACAACUAAAAAGUUAAACUUCUCUCCACCUCAAGACCCUUUCUUACUAGAAAUGAAGGAAAAUAAACCCUCCCUUUUGAACCUAACUUGCCUGAACUGAGAUAAAUACAUCAGUGGCAACCACUCAUAAACCACUGAGAAAAACUACAAAAGUAAACAACUUCAACACAAAAUGAAAGUCAGAAAAACAAUUAAAGCCUGGUGCCCAAAACCCCAACAGAGCGUGACAACUGCCUCAAACCUAGAAGGUGAGAAUAAAUUACACAAGGUUACCAGAUCAGUUACAGAGUUACCAAAACAAGAGGCGCUAAACACAAGUUUCAUAAAUAUGAACCAGAUCCCUACAGAUGCAGCAGCUGCUCCUCCUGGGGGUCCACAUCAAACAAACAUCACAUUAAAAAUGUACAUUUAAAAAAGAAACACUCAACCUGCAUUAAAAAAAUACACAGAAAUAUGCACAGAAGCAUAUCAAGACUUGUACAGUACAUUUAGCUUCAUGUACAAAUCUUGACAACACAAUAAUAACUAGAAAAUAUAGAAUUUAUGACCAUAACAUACCAGAAAAAAACCCUAAGACAAUUUCACAGUGUUAUUUGCUUUCUUAUACCCUUUGAAAAUGAUCUCUCAACACAUCUUUUUGAAGUGAUUUAUGCUCAGACAUUCCUCGGUCUCAAUGUCCAAACUGUGCCAAGGCAUUACUCCAUAUUCAGAAAAACGAACAUCUCAUUGUGACUGAUACAGAUAACUUAAACUGCAGAACCAAAGUGUUAUGUUACUGGUUCCAGCAAGAAAAGUAAUCCAAGUACUUCAUUACUCCCAUCACUGGUUGCCAUCAAGGUCAUACAUAAAGCUUUUUUGUGACCCGUGCAGGUCGCCAACUUCUCCAUGAUGGAGGAAGAGGAGAUUGACAUCGACUCUGAGCGCAGUCAGAGGAGCUGGGACGACAUCAUUCCUGAGGAGCAGAGAAGGAGGAUGGAGGAAGAGGAGCGGCAGAAGGAGCUGGAGGAAAUCUACUUGCUGCCUCGUAUGAGGAACUGUGCCAAACAGGUACACAAGCACACCUGCGCACCAGCUAUGACAGGGACUCUUGAAUCCCUUAUUUUGUAAAUGUUAUUGUUCUCAAUUAUGUCGCUGAUGAUUUUGUUCUUUGGUUUGUGUUUCAGAUAAGCUUUAACUCCGGCGGGGGUCGGCAGAGCAGGAACAGACGGUACUCCGGCUCGGACAGCGACUCGCCCUCAGACAGGAAGAGGCCAAAGAAACGAGGACGACCACGGACCAUUCCACGUGAAAACAUCAAGGGCUUCACUGACGCUGAGAUCAGAAGGUGACAUGAACAACCAUCUCAUCUGCCAAUCAUCUUCUCGUUACUUGCUCCUCUUAACAUCUCUGUGAAAAUUUACAGGUUUGUCAAGAGUUACAAAAAGUUUGGAGGACCACUGGAGAGGUAAGCUGGUUUCCAGACUUUUCUCAAAGAAGCAAAAUUGUUUCACGCAGCUCUUUAAACUUGACCUCUCCACUCAGGUUGGAUGCUAUUGCUCGUGACGCUGAGCUCGUUGAUAAGUCUGAACAUGACCUCAAACGUUUGGCCGACACGCUUCAUAAUGGCUGUGUGAGGACACUACGAGAAAACCCCUGUGGACCAGAGAAGACCUCAGGUAAACACAGAACUUAUUCCAUUAUAUAAUGUAGAGUUUAGUUUAUUUGUUCUUACUGGUAGUUUAAGGAUUUCAAUUUGAAGUGUUAUUGUGAACAGGUUUAUUCUGGGGGUGGUUGAAAUUAGAUUAUUCUCUCACUGGCCCAUACUCAUAGUUUUGCAUCUUGGGCAGUAACAGUCAAAAGUUUUUUCUCAAAGAUGAAGAACUUCGUACAUAACUGGGAUGGUUAUGAUUAAAGCUUGGGCCAAGAUGCUAAAGUCUCACUAACAAUAUAGCCACUGAAGGGAGACCUCCCAUACUCAUUUCUUCUGUCAGUCUGGGACAUCUGUGAAGAAGUUUUGAAUGAAUUGGAGCCCAAAAACCUCCAUAUUUAUCAUAAACCGACAUCCAUGAAAACCUUCAACGAUUCAGCCUCCACACUUCCAGAGCUUAUGGGUGUUAUUUUUUACACAGCGUUGUGGUCAUGAAACAAUCUGAAAUAGUUCUUGUGAAUUGCACCAGCUCCAUUGUUGGUUUGUGAACUUUUAUUCCAUUACCCUGUUUCAAUGUUCCUUCCAGCUCCUCUUCCUUACUUCUGUUCUCCAGCUCAGACGUUGUAUUUUAAAUAGCUUAAAUAGCCACAAAACAGCCUCAAAGUUAUGCCCUACCAAAAAAAACAUCUGAGCCCAUUAGGUUCCUCUUUAUACAUUAGCUGUAUUUCCAUCACAUGCUGUUGAAAUGUUCUUCCAGCUUAUGGCUCUGAGCUUCAUGAAGGUCUUUAUAGAUGAACUGCUCCUGGUUUUAGGAACAGCUGAGACCCAAAUCCAGCUCGUACUGACCUUUGUUUACAAAAGGAGCCAUCAGUGAAGCGGAGAACACAAACAGCUACGUAGUCUUCUGAAAACAUACAAACUUUCCACUUUCGACGUCAGGUUUAGGCCAAGUCUUGCAAAGCCCUUAAAAAUGGGCUUUUCAGGGAACCUAUGAAACAUGACCAGGGAUUACACCAAAAUCUCCAAAUCCAUGAACCCAUGCCAAGGUUUAGAGAGGACAUCUUUUAUUGUCAAAUUAUAUCUCAUAAGUUUGAUUUGAUCACCAGGCGGCAGGAGAGGGAAGGUAAAAGGUCCCACGUUCAGGAUCUCUGGAGUCCAGGUGAAUGCCAAGCUUGUGAUCUCCCACGAAGAAGAGCUGGCUCCACUUCACAAAGCCAUUCCUGCUGACCCCGAGGAGAGGAAGAAGUAAUACUCCUCAUCACUUCAUAUCUGUGUACUGUGACAGAAUCUGUGUGUAAGCCUGUGUGUUAAUCAUGAGUGUCUGAACAGGUAUAUGAUUCCGUGCCACUCGAAGGCAGCGCACUUUGACAUUGAGUGGGGGAAGGAGGAUGACUCCAGUCUCCUCAUUGGAAUCUAUGAAUACGGAUACGGCAGCUGGGAGAUGAUCAAGAUGGACCCUGACCUCAAUCUCACGCAUAAGGUGAGAAAAGCAAAUGUUUCUGAACUGCGUCUGCUGGUAUCCAGAGUCUUUGUUAUGAAUCUUACACAAUACGAUAGAGUCUUUAGCAGAUUUUAAAGAAGUCCUCAAAUGUCUUUAAUUUGGCUUUUAGACUUAUGAUCCUAAAAUUUCUUGAAAUCCUGGAAUUGUGAAAGAAGAGACAAUCUCUCUGCAUAAACAAAGCAUUUAGUCCCGCUGCCUGCAGUGUGUGAAAGCCAUUUGGGUUUACUCAUAAACUGCAAUGACAUCAAACUCAAAAUCUAGACGUCACUUCUCUUGGUGUUUUUUUUAUCCCUUUGAAACACUCUAUAGUUAAAACAGAGCUCCUGCAGCUAUGAUGGCAAAUUAUAACACUGCUGCACUUUUUAACGGUACAUUUCACUUUAAAUGGACCAGAAAACUGAACAAUAAAAGGUUGAGCUGUUUGUUGGAGAUGAUGACCGUCUUAAACUGCUUCAUUGAGAGACUCAGUGGGUUUUAAAAUUCAAUGCCAUUGCUCAUUCAGGUCCUCAUGAAGAGAUAGACUAAAGCCUUUCCAAUGAAUAAAUAAAGAAAUACAAAUACAUAUAUAAAAACAGAUUAAUACAUUUUAUUUCUCUUUUUUAUUCCCAUUAAUCAUUUAGACAUUGCUUUCUGUUGUAUUUAGUAUGACGUGAUUAUUACCUUUCAAAUCUUUACGACAUUGUUGUUUAUACUGACAGUUUACAUGAUGUUUAGUUUCUAUCUUGUAAUUGCUUUGUAAACAUGUGGUCUGCAUGCCAUAGUAAUUCUCAGUCAUUGGGCCACGUGAUGAUAUAAACACUCAAAUACUGUGUCUGUUGAACUUACCACGCCCUGAUUAAGACUGCGCUGAGCGAUUAAAGGCUUUUUAACCUCAUCUUUGACUCAAGCAAGUGGGCCUGAAGACAACCCUGGGGGCUUCCAUCCUUUUGUUUGGACUAGAAAACUCUUUGAAAUACAGAAAAAUAUUAUUUUAAACCUGCAAUUAAAAAGGUGAUUAACUGGGAUUCUGACAAAAUGUUUCACAGCUUUAUUCAAAGGUUAUUACUUCCCUCAGGAAAUGUGCAGAGACCCCAUUGUGUAUGUUUUCAUUGACUCAAAUAAAGUACAUAAUGUUUGCUGAGGUUGAUUUAAUUUUGAGGUGACAAAGUGAUUCAAGAUAGUCCAAAAAAUAAAUCCAAAAUAAGCAAAAAUAUCUAAUCUAAGUGCUGACAGACAGUUUCUAAAGUCCCUGCUUGGUCAGUAAUGAUUUAUCUGUCUGCUGUUGAUCAGCUCCUACCAGAUGACCCCGACAAGAAGCCUCAGGCCAAACAGCUGCAGACGCGAGCAGACUACCUCAUCAAGCUGCUGAGCAAAGACCUGGCCAAGCGAGAAGCACAGAAACAAGCUGGAACGGUAAAUCUCAGUCACUCAAAUCCUGUAUGUUCCCCGUCUGUCUAAGGAAGGUUUCACAUGCAUGUCUAACACCGUCACUGUCCAUGUUUUCAGGCUAAUUCACGGAAGAGGAAACCAAGAAGUAAAAAGAGCAAAACGCUGAAGCCAGUGAAGUCCGAUGAGGUGAUGAAGAGCACAUCCUCAGAGCCCUCGCCAGACAAGAGAUCCGACGACGAGGAUGAAGUAGAGGAAGAAAAGGUACGUUCACAAACCACCAGGACUGUUUUUUUCUGCUGUCACAUCAGUGUUUUCUGUCGUCAUGACUCUGAUGUUGUACUUUUAACUUUUCAGGCUGUGGUUCCUGUAAAGCCGCUGAACAGGCGGGGCCGAGCUGACAGGGUGGUAGUCAAGGAGGAGGAAGACGAGGAGGAUGAGGACGAAGACAACGACGAUGAUGAUGACGAGGAGCCUGAGGAGGAGGAGCAUUCAUCAUCCGGGGAGAGGGAGGUCAAAGGAAAGGAGAUCAAAAAAGAGGUCAAAAAGGAGAAGAAGGAGGAGACUUGGGACACUAAGGAGAAGGAGCCAAAAGAGAGGAAAGACAUGAAACCUCUGGAGGCGACACACAAACAAGAGGAGAGCACAGAGAAGGUAAAAUAACGACUCCACAUCAGAUAUACGUUUAAUCACACGUUUACAGAGAAUGCUGCAAAAGUCUGAGUUUAAAUGAAAACAAGAAGAUUUCACUUCAUUCUUGAUGGUUUUCCAGCAGAAUGAGAUAAAGACUGAGGUACGAGAGCGGACAAAGAAAGCCUCUGAUGUCCCGGUUCAUAUAACGGCCAGUGGAGAGAACAUCCCAAUAUCUGAGGAGUCUGAAGAACUGGACCAGAAGACCUUUAGUGUGGUAUGUUUGCUACAGACAGAUCCGGUAUUUACUAAGUUCAAUGACAUGAAAGUGUUCUGGACAGAGAUCAGAACCCGGGUCAUUUAAAAAGUAAAUCAGCACAAUUUAACCAGAUCAGAAUCGAUGUGGGUGCUUUUUGCUCGUCACAAUGAGCUGGUAUUCCUGCUUUUUUUCUAAUGCUAUAUUUGUUCGGGUUUUCAGUGUAAAGAGAGGAUGAGACCGGUGAAAGCAGCUCUGAAGCAGCUGGACAGACCGGAGAAAGGGCUGUCUGAGCGGGAGCAGCUGGAACACACCAGGCAGUGCCUCAUAAAGAUCGGAGACCACAUCACCGAGUGUCUGAAGGAGUACUCGAACCCCGACCUCAUCAAACAGUGGAGAAAGUUAGUACACACUCUGUCACAUUUCUAUGAUUAAGACGAGCUCCAAAGUGGAUCAUCUCUCAAUGAUGUUUAGAUCCAAAGAAAUAUUUACUGUAAACUCAUGAAACUGUUCUGUCGACAUUACUUACAACCAUUUAGUUCCAACCAAAGUUUACCUUUAUCUCCAGAACAAAGAACAAGACCCCCUCAACAGGAAAAAAAAAGGCUUUGGAUUGGUGUUACAGCGCUAUAUUCUUCAUGCUUGUGAUAUAAAUGUAGCAGACACAGAGCUGCUCCAGCCCUCAGCUUAUCAGUAUCAUGCACUGCUCACACUAAGGUCUGAACGGUCUGAUAUGUUAUCGGGCACAUUGAAAUAAAAAUAAGACUGCUUCUGGACGGCCACACAGCGAGCAUGCAUGUUGUGCAGUCAGCUUUGGAAAGGUCAUAACCCCCUCACUCUAACCAAACCAGACCACAUGGGAGAAAUUAUUAUCACAGUGGAGAUUAAUUUUUUUAAGACCUGAUGAACGCGAUCAGUCUUUUUGAUUUAGUAUUUUUACAAGAAUGCAUUUACAGGUUGGUCCAUUUUUGAAGACGAGGGGCGAGUUUAGUGUUAAGCUUUAGUUUUGUUUUUUAACUUUGUGAAUAAAUAAAUAAAUCAUCUCAAUUUAAUAACUGAAAAAACAUUGAAACUGGCGCUUUAAAUAAGCUUCUUCUGACUCACUUUGCGCCUUGAAGAGUUUUGAAAAAAAAGUUUUCAAAAAAUCUUAAUAAAUGUUUGAUUACUUGCAACAUCUGUACUUAAAAAACUGACUAAUAAAAUCUGGUUUCACCGAACAGUUCCUCAACAUUUUAUAAAAAUGGAUUUAACUAAAAAUGUGACCAAAUUUUACUCUUGUAUUUUAGUUCUUAAACAACAUAUUUCAAUACCUUUCUCCUCUUAUGUUGUCCUUAAAAAAACAGCAGUCCUGAUUUUUGUUUAGGUUAAAAGGAGAAAAUCUGACAGUUACACUUUAUUUGAAAAUAUUGAUUGAAUCGAGAGAGAAUUAGAAUUUAAAAACAGCAAAUCAAUCAAACAAGAUACAUUUCUAACAAAGGUGCAGCUCGUGUUCCUGGUCUUGAGUUUGUGUUUUUGUGUUCACCAUGACUGAUGACUCUUACAAACUGUACUCGGGCAUAAUAAUCUUCCAGUCAUCACUAGAAACUGAACCUGAGUCACUUUGUCACGUUGAAUCUGGUUUGUUUUUGUUGAUUUUGUCAAUCUGAUGUGUUUCUUGCAGAAAUCUGUGGAUUUUUGUCUCUAAAUUCACUGAGUUUGACGCCAGGAAACUUCACAAACUGUACAAACAUGCGAUCAAGAAGAGACAAGAGAACGCAGCGGCCAUGGAGCAGAACGCCAGAAAUCUGAAUACGCACGGUUAUAAACACACAGGUACGCUUAGUGUCCACCUGAAGAACGUAAAGAUUGAACACGAGGAAGUGCUCUCUGUCUAAACUCUCUUUUCCUCCUCAGACAUCGAGAGGCUGAAGGACAACUCCCACCAGGACGAGAGCAGCAGAGACAGCUGCAGCUCAGACCGACACCAGCCGUCAAGUCGAUACCACGAGAGCAGCAGCAGCAAAGAGAGACACUCAUCAGAGUCUCACAGAAAGACAUCAGGAGGAGGAGGCGGAGACUCGAGGAAGAGGCCUUACCCCUCCUUCAGUAACGGGAAAGAGCACCGAGAUAGAGACCACUACAGACCGGACAGCCGGGACAGGGACAGAGACAGAGACCGGGACAGAGACCGAGACCGAGACAGAGACAGAGACAGAGACAGACAGGACAGGUGAGGAACUAUCUCGUGUGAUAAGUCUCAACUAUUUCUAUUCUUGAUGACCACCUGCUGUUUUUAUCCAGCAUGCAGGAGCAGGAGGACUUCUAGAUCUAGCUGUGAAUGAAUCCACAUGCAUUCCUUCAGCUGCUCGACUCACACCUACCCACUCACACCAUUUCAGACGCAAUAAAAAUCUUGAACUUGGUAUUAAUGGGCUUCUUUGAAAAGAUAUCUGUGGAUUUCAGUUGAUUUUAUGGGCGUAAAAAAACUCCUCAAACAAGCUUUUAGGGGGCAUUUCUGGUGAUGUGUUUAUGGAACUUAUUUGAAUUUCUAAAACCAAAUUAGACGCACCAUGACAUCAGGUCCAAUGGUAAAAAGUCAAAUAAUAAUAAUACAUUUUAUUUGUAUAGCGCUUUUUACACAAGUUCAAAGACACUUUACAGAAAGUUAAAAAACAUAAAAAUACAAUGAGGCAAAGAUCAAAAGUAACAAGCUAAAAAUAAGAUAAAAUCGAAUAAAAAGAAUAAAAGUGGGAGGAGCAGAUGUGAGGGGUGGGAUAAUGGUGAGUCAGGGGGGGUCAGGUAAUAAAAGCGAGUGUGAAAAGGUGGGUUUUGAGGGCAGGUCGUGGAGGGACAUCAACAUUUAAAGGUCCAAAGACUCAUUUCACAUCACUGUUUAUCUCUUAAAAAUCUUGUCAAAUCAGGAUGGGUGUAUUUUUCUUGAACUAAAAUGUUUUUUUGUUUUUUUUAUAUUUCUUUAAUGUGAUAAUUCACUGUCCUAUAAAAUAAAAGUCUGUAGUAAUGGAGUAAUCCGUAGACGUCAGGGACCAUAACAGUUGAGAGCACGGUCAUUCACAAGCAUGAAAUAACUUUGUUGUUCUGUCAUAGCAGCUCAUCUGUCACUGGAAAAGUCCUGGAAGUGGUCUCCAGAACACAGACCUUUUGAAGGUGUUUUGUGUUUAGUCUGUCUUUGUCUCACCUUGUUUGUUAUUUCUCUUCACUCAGAUACUUCAACGACAGUAAGCACAGGAAGCUGGAGGAUUUCCGCUCAAGCAGAGACCACCGGCCGGACAUGAAGGAUCAUUCCCACUCAGACCACCGCUCCUCCUACAGAUACCACUCAGAGUGGCAGAGCGAGCAGCGAGCCUCGGCCAGCGGGCCGCGCUCCCCCCGAGACCAGCGCUCCCCUUACGACUCCCGCUCACCGUUGGGUCACCGCUCGCCCUUCGACUACUCGUCGGACCACAAGAGCACACCAGAGCAGAUCUGGAGCAGCCGCAAGACAUAACAGGAGCUGCGAGGUCUGCGUGUAGCAGCCAUAGACUCACACACAGCGAGAUGCCUUACAGGGACUGAACCUGCAGCUGUUUGAAGCAGCCGUCACGUCACGUGGGCGCGGCUCCUCCUCUGCAGCUGCGCUUCACCUUGGGAACCUGCAGGACGAGCGCCGGGGAGCGGCUCCACCAGGCAGCAGAUUAAGAAUCAUAUUUUUCUAUUUAAGAGUUUAAAGCUGCGGUGUGCGGCGGCACGCGGCUCGAUUUUUGUUAUUUUUGUAAACUUUUUUUUAAACUCUGGACACAGUCGACCCUGAGUGCUGCCUCAUAUUCCCGUCAACCCCUCGACACUGGAUCCUGUUUGACUGUUUCUCUAUGUUGGUCUGUCUGUCUGUCUGUCCGUCUGUCUCUCUCAUGCUACUUUAUUUAAGUGUUAACUCAACGAGACGUCACAAGAAUCACAGAACAGGUCGAUGUAAAGGUGAAGCCACCUGAAGUACCUCAUUUACAGCAUUUCUCAUUUCCUCGGCAGGUUUUCUGUUUCCACCUGGUGUGAAUUAUUUAAUAACAUAUCUUUAGAUGUAAAAAAAUAACCUGGAUUUUUUUAGAGCGACUUGUAUCUUGUUUUUUUUUUCCUCCAAUAAUGCUGUUGUAAAUUUUUGUAAAAUAGUAAAUCAGUGGUCUUUUUUCCUCAGGCUUUUGGGAUUUAUUAUGACUCUACUUUUCCCCAUCGACUCAGGCUUUUUCGUCGUUCUCCGAGUGAGUUUCUGUACUAUAGAUCUUUCGUUAAAUGCUUUCAGAAUGUAAUUUUGGUAAAGGGAAAGUUCUUACUCAGUUUUUCUCACUAGUGCUUAGUUCUUUUGUCUCCAUGUUGGAAUCAAUGAGAGGAGAGAAGCUAACUUUUUGAAUCACCGUCUUUUCUUUAAUAGAAGCACCUGUUAGAUGGAAAACAGCUCUAGACUUUUUCUUUCUUCCUGAUCUUUUCUUUAUUUUCUACGUAGGCAAUAAUAAUGUCAAUGUUUCUAUGCAGCCAAGUAUAUUUGUGGUGAACCAACCCAACUGAAUGAAGUCACUGUUACGGUUCACACUGUUGUACAUAAAUUUCCUCUAUAUUUGAAAAUGAAUUUACACUGAAAGUGCAUGAAUUUUUAUGAACUGUUUUAUAUAGUUGUUUAUGAAGCCAUUAAAAUCAAUCACUGUACUCACUCGUACCAACUCUCCUA
This is a messenger RNA of Xyrichtys novacula (pearly razorfish), 25287 nucleotides long. The record is from the annotation of a GenBank genome assembly. Lineage: Eukaryota; Metazoa; Chordata; Actinopteri; Labriformes; Labridae.